Molecule: messenger RNA, 520 nt
Organism: Mercurialis annua (annual mercury)
Lineage: Eukaryota; Viridiplantae; Streptophyta; Magnoliopsida; Malpighiales; Euphorbiaceae
Product: ATPase 11, plasma membrane-type-like
Exons: 3
Coding region: 80-406 (108 amino acids)
Biological process (GO): proton transmembrane transport; regulation of intracellular pH
Cellular component (GO): plasma membrane
Molecular function (GO): P-type proton-exporting transporter activity
Source: RefSeq, a predicted model, not a curated record
GGUAGUGUUUCCUUAUGUGCAUGAGAUCAAGUUUAUAUUAUAUGUGGUGCAAAUCAAGUUGUCAUGUUAAUUUCUUUGAAUGUAUCAUUUGAUUGAUUUGAGAAUUUUGUUAUAUUUGCAGGGGAAGCCUCCAGAUUGGCAGGAUUUUGUUGGAAUUAUUACUUUGCUGUUGAUCUACUCGACUGUUGGUUUUAUUGAGGAAAACAAUGCUGGUUACGCGGCUGCUGCUCUCAUGGCUAGUCUUGCUCCGAAAGCUAAGGUUCUUCGAGAUGGAAGGUGGAAUGAGCAGGGUGUCGCGGUUUUAGUUCCUAGUGACAUUGAUAUGAUGUUGCUAAGGAUAAAUGGAGAAUCAGAGAAGACUAUGGACCAAAGAUUACAAGAUAUGAAGCAUGUUUAUUUUUUAUAAAUUUAGACAAGACACUGUAUUAAUUUCUACUUCAACUUACACAUUACAGUUAAGGGUAUGAAUUAAGUAGAAGUUUCAUUGAGGGUGGGAAAUAGACAUUAAAAUUGCAAGUUU